CCUAGCUAGGAACAUGUGUUAGAGAUAGAGAGGGAGAGGAAAAGAAACCAAAGAGUGGGAGAAGGGCCUUAGGCUCUCUUUUCCUCCAAGGAAAAGAGAGCUCUCUCCCCAUUUAUCUUUUGUAAAUAUACUACAAAAAAAAGAAGAAGAAAGAAGAGAGAAAAAGAAGAUCGAGCCCUUGUGUAUCAUCUUAACAGUUACAUAUCGGGCCAAUUAAGUCUCUUUUGUGAUUCGCAAAGGAUAUGGGAGAAGAGCAAAAGGAAACGGAGAACAAGGAGCAACAGGAGAAGAAAGAAGAGGCGACAGAGGAGAAAAAAGAGGAAGAGAAAAAAGAAGAGGAACCCUCCGAGAUAGUGCUCAAAGUGGACAUGCACUGCGAGGGAUGUGCGAGAAAGGUUGAAAAGUGUCUUCGAAAAUUUGAAGGUGUCGAAGAUGUGAAAGCAGAUAGCAAAUCAAAAAUUGUAGUGAUAAAGGGGAAGACAGUUGAUCCCGUAAAAAUAUGUGAGAGGGUUCAGAAGAAGACCGGCAAAAAGGUUGAGCUGAUUUCACCCCUUCCUAAGCCUCCCGAGGAGGAGAAAAAGGAGGAGAACAAAGAAGCUGAAGAAGAAAAGAAAGAGGAGCCAAAGGCGAUUACCGUCAUCCUAAAAGUUCGGAUGCAUUGCGAGGCAUGCGCUCAAGUUUUACAGAAGCGGAUAAGAAAAAUGGAAGGUGUGGAAUCGGUAGUAACGGACUUGUCGAACGACCAAGUGAUCGUUAAAGGCAUUAUCGACCCUGGAGUACUAGUGGAGAAUGUCUACAGGAGGACAAGGAAACAAGCGUCGAUAGUUCAAGACGAGGAGAAGAAAGAGGAGGAGAAGAAGCCCGAAGAGGAAGAGAAGAAAGAAGAAAACAAAGAGGAAAAGGAGGAAGAAAAGAAAGAAGGCGAAGAAGGCAACGAAGCGAAGAAAUAUGAAUAUUGGCCUUAUAGAGACCAUGUUGAGUAUGCUUACACUCCGCAAGUGUUCAGUGACGAGAAUCCGAAUGCUUGUUCGGUUAUGUAAUAUUAAAGUUUCCAUCAUCCUAAAAUGUAACUCUAUAUAUAUAUAUAUACUAUAUAUAUGCUUGCGAUCAAGUUAUAGAUAUUGUAUAUGUUUAUGCA
This is a messenger RNA of Ananas comosus (pineapple), 1138 nucleotides long. Its product is annotated as heavy metal-associated isoprenylated plant protein 7-like. Bases 243 to 1040 code for a protein of 265 amino acids. The transcript is spliced from 5 exons. The record is from RefSeq and is a predicted model, not a curated record. NCBI's taxonomy places the organism in Eukaryota, Viridiplantae, Streptophyta, Magnoliopsida, Poales, Bromeliaceae. Gene Ontology annotation, molecular function: metal ion binding.